AUGUCUUCAACUAGGUCCAUUGAGUGCAUAUUGACGAAGCACCAAGACCUCCUUCUGUCCCUACGGCUUCCUGACCUUCUUACUUCGCCUUCAGAACCCCUUGAAUCCAAAAAAAUACCAUACGUCACCCAUCUAGAAUUGCUAUCGAUUGCCAACGAUUUGCCUAUUAUCCGCAAAAACCUCCAAAAAUACACAAAACACCGCAAAUAUAACGAGCUUACCGACGCAGUAUGCCACAUACAAAACACCGUGGACGAAUAUUUGUUCGUUAAUGAACAACUCAUGAAUAAGUUCGACGCUGCAAGAGCAGUUCCCACGCCUCGAUUAUCAGAGGAACCUCAAUCAGGAGACGAACACGAUCCCACCAAACUUUCUCACGAUGCUAACGAUGAUUUGUCCUUGUUGAGACAGCGUUUACUAGCUGGAGGUACACAUACUUCUUUCGAUGAUGAGGCACCAAAUAUCAAUAAAGCUAACGAGUACCAUGAGUCCAUCCAAGAGGAUAUAAUGAGUGAAUUGACGGGACUAGCUUCGUCGCUUCGCGAGUCUGCUAUUUCGUUCUCUGCGAAACUUGCAGACGAUAACAAAGCGUUGGAUAAAACCAGUGAUGCGAUGUACAAGAACGAGACAAUGAUGCGCCAAGUAGGGAACAAUCUCAACAAUUAUGUUACAAACAAAACUGGCGGAAAAAUCUCCUUUUGGUUUCUUCUCAAGCUAACCUUGGUGGUGUACGCUGUUUUCUUUGGAAUGGUUAUCAUUGUUAAAAUAUUUCCUAAAUUAUGA
Meyerozyma guilliermondii ATCC 6260 is the source of this 783-nucleotide messenger RNA. Its product is annotated as SNAP receptor. Gene Ontology annotation, cellular component: endoplasmic reticulum; SNARE complex. The coding region runs from base 1 to 783 and encodes 260 amino acids. The transcript has a single exon. Gene Ontology annotation, molecular function: SNAP receptor activity. Lineage: Eukaryota; Fungi; Ascomycota; Pichiomycetes; Serinales; Debaryomycetaceae. Gene Ontology annotation, biological process: retrograde vesicle-mediated transport, Golgi to endoplasmic reticulum. The record is from RefSeq and is a predicted model, not a curated record.